Molecule: messenger RNA, 792 nt
Organism: Letharia columbiana
Lineage: Eukaryota; Fungi; Ascomycota; Lecanoromycetes; Lecanorales; Parmeliaceae
Exons: 1
Coding region: 1-792 (263 amino acids)
Source: RefSeq, a predicted model, not a curated record
AUGACGAAACUUGCCGAAAACUGUGGCCUCCUAGGUGAUUGGGAACGAGCGGGAGAGCUGCAGCGAGAGGUUGUGGAGGCGAAGCAACGAACGUUUGGUGCGCAUCAUGGUAGCACCAAGCGCGCGAGAAGAUAUUUAAAACUUGUGGAAGCUGCCUUAAAGGAUGAGGGGAAUGAGCUAGCUGCGGUUCAGUGGUUGACGAAAGGUGGUGGGAGAGAAUCGACCAGGAUGUCUAGAGGUAAUCACAGUGAAAGCGCUAAAACGAGCAGUCACGGCUACCACGACUCGGUAGUGCAUAGCAGAAAUGGCUCCACCGUGUCCGUGCCUUGCUUUUCAAGUAUGACACCUGUCACGUCACCAGGCGCUCAGAGACAUUCUCACGCCCCCAGCCCAUCCGACCCCGACCUCCAGGAUGCCCGUAACGAAGUCACCCGCACGUUGCAAGCAAUCAAAGAAGCUCAAGCGCAGUUAGCGCGCCUGAACCGAGAUCUGGCGCAACAUGUCCAAGAAUUCGCUCGUGGCAACAGGACGGUAAGAUCCGCAGAAUUUGAGAUCCUACGAUAUGAUCACAGAGACCAGGUAUACGCCAACAUGAGAAAAGCUCAAACGGAGCAUGAAGGGGCGAAGGAGCGUCUUAUGAGACUUGGAAUGGCCGGAUACAAUGAAAGUGAAGGUGCAAAACGUGAUGGGCAUUCAGCCUCUUCAUUAACGCCGCGAACAGCAAUGCGACCUAACAGCGCGGACAGCCUAGAUACCCUUGUUGAGCCUCAACCUUCGCUACAGGCAUCAUGA